This is a messenger RNA of Alligator mississippiensis (American alligator), 887 nucleotides long. RefSeq names its product zinc finger protein 446-like. The coding region runs from base 288 to 887 and encodes 199 amino acids. NCBI's taxonomy places the organism in Eukaryota, Metazoa, Chordata, Crocodylia, Alligatoridae. The record is from RefSeq and is a predicted model, not a curated record. The transcript is spliced from 2 exons.
GUCGUGGUGCAGGCAGGAAAGCUUUCUGGAGUUGCAGUUACAGAACGAGCACACGUGGAGUUUGCAGGCUCCACCGAAGACAAACGAGCGGAGUUUGCUAGGCUCCGCUAAACAACCACGACAGAGCUCUGGAUACUCUUGACGAGCGCGCAGGAUAGGGAUACGUCGGGGAUAGCGUUCGGCGACGGGGAGAGAUUCUUGGUAGCAGAUCAGACCACCGGUCGGUCCGAGAUUUACGUGGAAGUCCACGAGGCCUUGAAGACUGGACACAGCCAACAGUGCCGUGCAUGAGCGCAAGGCAGCAAGAGCCCAGGCCCCCGGCCGGUGAGAUCCGUCAUGGGGAGACGUGGCUGCUACACUGGAGCCUGUGGCAGCCGUGGGCCGCCCCUUCCCGGCGGGAGCUGGAGGAGCAGGACCCAGGAGGCGUGCAGGCAGGAGGGGCUGAAGGUGCAGAAGUCCCUCGUGUCGUCCAGACCAGAGCCGGUCCAGCACCGAGAGCUGUGGGGCAGGACACGAUGCAGGCCAUGCAGCCUUUGCAAGGCCCUUGCAAGGCCGAGCUGCCCUCCAUGACCCCACAGCUGGCAGCGCGGGAUGAGCUCCCCACCCCAGAGCCCUGGCGCCAGCUCUUCCGUGGCCUGCGCUACCGGGAAGCCGAGGGCCCAGGGAAGAUUUGCAGCCGCCAGCGGGAGCUGUGCCGGCGCUGGCUGGAGCCCCAGCGCCGCAGCAAGGAGCAGAUGCUGGAGCUGGUGGUACUGGAGCAGUUCCUGGCCAUCCUGCCCCCGGAGGUGCGGAGCUGGGUGUGCGGGUGCCACGUGGAGACGUGUGCCCAGGCCGUGGCCCUGGCCGAGGGGUUUCAGCUGGGGCAGGCGGAGGACGAGAAGCUCUAG